This is a messenger RNA of Anopheles coustani, 1773 nucleotides long. RefSeq names its product F-box and leucine-rich repeat protein 13-like. The record is from RefSeq and is a predicted model, not a curated record. NCBI's taxonomy places the organism in Eukaryota, Metazoa, Arthropoda, Insecta, Diptera, Culicidae. The transcript has 5 exons. Gene Ontology annotation, molecular function: protein binding. Bases 1 to 1773 code for a protein of 590 amino acids.
AUGCGCCUGCACAGAAAACCGUUGCCCAUAUUUCGGCCUCAGUUUGAGCUGCUGCCGAUAGAGCUUAUCGUGCAGAUAUUCAAAUACCUCACUCCAGGCGACCGGAGAUCCGCGUGCUUCGUGUGCAGCCGAUGGUACGAGGCGUCCAAGUAUUGCCGGUUCGCCGAACAGAUGGUGCUGCACCUGGUCGGGGUGGACUUUGACGACUUCAAGCCACCGGUCCAGAACCUGAUCCUGGCCGAUCGCACCUACCCCGUGAUCAAGUUGUCCCGGGUGAAGCUGAACGUGAGCAGCAAGUUUUGGCAGAACUACGGCCCGUUCGUGCGGGAGAUUACCUUCGAGAAGUGUAUGAUAUGGCGGGAGCGUAUCAUUUCGCUUUUCAAGUUCAUGCCCAAACUCCGGGUGGCACGGUUCGUCGAGUGCGAUCUUCUGCGGGACGAUCUCUUCCGGACGUGGAAGUUCUUCGACAAUGGCCUCUACACGAUCGAUUUCCCGGGCGUCGAGAGUCUGUCGCUGGCGCGGAACAACUUUAGCCAGCUCCAGUUCGAUUCCAUGGUGGAAAUGAUGCCCAACCUGACGCGGGUUGACUUCUCCAACUGCUUCCGGCAGAUGGACACCACGCGCAAGAUGUUCCUGCUCGGUUGCAUUCAGAAGUUUAUCGUUCGCCGGCAGUACGAUCUCCGCUCGGUGAACAUUAGCGGUAUUCCAGUGGACGAUAUUUUCCUACGGGGGUUGGCCGACUCAGCGGGGCUACUGCUUGAUGAGCUAAGCCUAACGUACAAUGAAAAAAUGCCUAGCCGCGAUCCCGCCAUCGUCGAUCUGUUCCGAAGGCAAACGAACCUACGGUUCCUGGAUGUGACGAGUUCGACCGGCAUCACCGAUUACUGCCUCGAUGUGAUCGUGAAGCAUAUCCGCGGGUUGGAGGUGCUGAACAUGACGGGCUGCUGGGGAGUGUCCGACUACGGCAUCAAACAGAUCUUCCGCCUACAGCAUUUGGUCACGCUCAACCUCUCCAACUGCAUCCGGAUGUCGAAGCAUGGCAUUAUGGACGGAGCGGCGUUCAGCAAUCGGGUGAUCCUGAAAGAGUUACACCUCGAGCUGCUCGACACGCUGGACGAGGAGUGUGUCGUGAAGAUAGGGGCGAACUUCCCUAACCUUACCGUGCUGAACAUUGGCGGUUCGUCGACGUGCAUGAGCGAUUGGUCAGCGCAGUACAUUUUCCGCAAUCUUGUCCAUUUGGAGCAUUUAAACAUUGAACGCAGCACUAAGCUCACCGACGCCGGGUUCACCGGGAUCGAUCUUCCGGAGAAAACUUUCUCCAUCUGGGACGUGGAGGAAACGUUCGCCAUCGAUCGGCUGAAGAAGCUGCGCGUACUAAAGGUGUCCGGAUGCUAUCGGAUGACCGAUUUCGCGCUUCGUUACGGUUUCAAGUUUACCGAACUGAAGGAGCUCAGUCUAUCACGCUGUCACCAGAUUUCGGAAGCCGGAAUCGAGCGUCUUGUCGCAACGUGCCCGGCACUGGAGUACCUGGACCUGAGCGAAUGUCCAAACAUUAACGAUAACUGCGUGAAAAUGAUUGCGGUACAGCUCAAACGCAUCAGCACGCUGAAGUUGGCCAACUGUCCCCUGUUGACCGAGGCAUGCAUCAGUUUCCUGACAACGUUUUGCAAAAACUUGAAGUAUUUGUACGUCAGAGGAUGCUUCAAGCUUCCACCGGACAUUGCGGAUCGUUUGUCGAAAAUACCCACCCUUCGCCAGGUGUAUAAAUCAUAA